AUGUACUGUUGGAGAACAGUGCAACAGUUUGCGAUCACUAUUAUAACAACAAGUCGAUUUAUUACCACUUACGCUUGUUUAGGUGGCAGACCUUGCCCUUGCAUAGCAGUGCCUUUCAAUUACUGUCCGUGUACGCAACAAGCUGCCCCGCAACAAAGCAGUCAUUUUGCACCACGCAGACAUUACAACGGAUAUCUAAGCCCACCAGCUCCGUUUCCACAACAUCGCCCUUAUGUUGCUCAGUUUCCUCACCAACCGUACGGUGCUAUCAAUGCCGUACCCAGGGGAAGAGUACCGUACUCGCAAGCGAACAGUUUGUCUUUUGUAACGUAUACCGAGCCAAGGCAAACAGUUUUUCAGCAGUCUUUGAUUUCAUCUUUACAUGACAAGCAGGCACUAUACUCUUCAAUUGCUCAACCUUUACCAAUACAAGCACCAUUACUUCCCAAACUUACUGCAACUUCUUCCACAACACGCAGCAAUGAAACUUCUCCCGAGAUUAUUGUGAAGAAGGAUAACGCAACGAGAAAAGCAUCACAAAUCCAUAUUCAGUCUCGAGUGCCUCAAAGAAUCCAUCAGCAUUCAUCACAACAAAUCGAAGUUAAGCCAUCCCAAAUUGACAGAGAAAUGAUGCCGGAAGACCGAGAUCCUGAAAAUUCUGCUUAUCAAGAAACUAAAAUUCCUUAUCAAAAAAUCACUCCAGCAACUAAGAAAUGGAUAGAGCAAGCUAAGAACAGAAAUGUUUUGAUCCUUGGUCGAAAAUUAGGAGAAAGUAAAACUUAUUUAAAUGAAUUACGUGCAGAAACAACAAGCCGAAGUGAGCUUGCGAAGAAAAUGAAUUUACCUGCUGAAUUCACAAGACUCACAAAGAAGGCAUCAUACUCUGGGAGGUUUGAUCUCAGUAAAAAUCAUGCCAGAAGACAGCAUUUGGAUGCCGAAAGACAGUAUUCUGUAAUAUCUCAAAAAAUGCUUAUGACUCCAAAAGUACCAAUAAUCCAUAGCAGAUCGAUAAAAAUGGGAUCAGUCGAUGAUAGCAAAUUCAAUAAUUUGCAAAGAAACUGGAAUCGUCCUGAAAUGUCACCAGCCAUUCGCGACACAUCCUGGUCUCCCAAUAUUUUAAAAUACGAGCAACUUCGCAAACAACCACUUGAUUAUAAACCAAAAUUGCGCCCUUACAAUCGCUAUGAAAACUCCAGUUCUGAUUUUCGACCUACCAUCUUCCGAGGUACAAUUUUAACCCCAAUUCCAAGUGCCUAUUCUGCUGUAUUAGGCACCAAUCGUCAAGCAAUGAAUGUUCAAGAAAUAUGUGAUAAGAGAAUUAAUAAUAAAAGCGAUCAAAUUUCGGAAGAACUAAGAAAAAAUAUUUGCCAAAAACAGCAAGCAGUUAUGAAGCAAAUUGGAAGAAAUCAAAUUUCAAGUCAGUCUGGUAGAUCUCUUACUGCAAAUGAACAUGACCAAACGAAAAAAUCAGAUUUCUGGGAAAAAUAUUGCCGAAAUUUAGAUGAUCAUACAAGGAAGCAGUUUCAGAUGAAUGAAACAUUGCAAAAUUCGAGUAUUCAGAUCAAUAAAUUACACGAUGGAGACGUCAAAAUGGUCCGCAUGUCGAGUGGCGUAAACGAGUGGAGUGAAAACGAUACUCAAAACUUCAAAACUUAUUAUCAUCAAAAAUGUACAGGUCGCGUGCUAGGUCGGUCACGUAAUGAAACAAUUGCUACAGCAGCGCGUAAAUGUGAUGAGUUACAUUGUGACGCAGCGAAUAUUCGCCUUCUAGGCCAAGGAUUCUUGGAAGUUGCCUUCUUGGAAGAUACUGCAGGAAGAUUCAAAGACUUUGGCAGUCAUUGCGUUUCAAGAAAUCCUGUUGACGAAAUUACUUUUGCAGACAAAAUUCUUUCAAUAAACAAGUUAUCUGCUAGAGAUGACUGGCUACUUCGAAAUCCACCGCCACCCUCACCAUUACCACGUCGAGUUGUACUUCAAAAUAACCGUUGGAAACCUACUUGGCGAAAUAGGCCUUCAAUACCGAUUAGUAGUAAUAGUACGAGACGAUUAUUAUGA
This is a messenger RNA of Thelazia callipaeda (thelaziosis nematode), 2055 nucleotides long. The record is from the annotation of a GenBank genome assembly. Lineage: Eukaryota; Metazoa; Nematoda; Chromadorea; Rhabditida; Thelaziidae.